AUGGCGCCUAUCGACGACUCAGAUUCUGAUGAAGAUGCGCUGAAGAGACCUAGAAACACGAACGCCAAGCGCAAGGUUGGGAAGGUCAAGAAACAUGUUCGCAUUGAGGAAGAUUACAAUGAGGACGGAAAUUCGAUAAGUGAGGGCGACGAAAACAUCUUCAGCGAUGAUGACGAUGACGUUGGGCCGUCUAGUGGCAAGAAGAAGAAGAAAAAGCCGGCCAACAAGGUUCUACAAGGCGCCAAUGGAGGGUACGCAUGGGAAGAAGAUAUUCAGAGAAGUUGGGAUCUGGUAAAAGUUGAUGAUGAGGGAAACAUGGCCGCUCUGGUAUCAAGCAUCAUCGAAGCUCGUAAGAAGCGUGCUAGCAAUAAGAAUAUGACACCAUUUCAGCGCGGAAUCAUCAGAACUAUGGUCCUGGUGCUUGACUGCAGCGAUGCCAUGAUGGAGAAAGAUUUGCGACCCAAUCGACAUGCAAUGACUAUUCAGUAUGCCAUUAAUUUCGUACAUGAGUUUUUCGAUCAGAAUCCAAUAUCACAAAUGGGAAUCGUUUGCAUGAGAAAUGAUUUGGCCCAGCUGGUGAGUCAAGUCAGCGGUAACCCUCAGGAUCAUAUCGAUGCCUUAAAAGUCAUUCGCAAGCAAGACCCAUCGGGAAAUAGCUCUUUACAGAAUGCAUUAGAGAUGGCGCGAGGACUUUUGUUACACGUACCUGCGCAUUGCACUCGGGAAGUGCUCAUUGUAUUUGGCGCCCUGUCAAGUACAGAUCCUGGCGAUAUACACCAAACCAUGGGGUCGCUGGUACAAGAGAGAAUAAGAGUGCGAGUUAUCGGACUUUCUGCUCAGGUUGCUGUUUGCAAGGAACUUUGUAAGCAAACUAAUUACGGCGACAACUCAUUUUACGGUGUAAUAUUGAAUGAAGCUCAUUUCAAGGAUUUAUUUACGGAGGCUGUAACACCUCUUCCGGUUAAUAAGAUUAACAAGGGAUUUACGUUGGUAAAGAUGGGGUUUCCCACAAGAGUAUACGAGGAAAUGCCAUCGUUUUGUACAUGUCAUUCGAAGUUGAUGUAUGGUGGGUAUUUUUGUCCCAACUGCAAAAGCAAAGUCUGUUCGCUGCCGACUGUAUGUCCUUGUUGUGAUUUGAUGCUUAUCUUGUCAACCCAUCUCGCUCGGUCCUACCACCACUUGAUGCCUCUGAGGACAUUUCAGGAGGUCGACGUAUCCGAGAAUUUUCCAACCGAAAACUGCUAUAGCUGUCAAAAGAAGUUUCCACGACUGAAAAAUAUGAAAACUCAGGAACUUUUGACGAGCUCCCGGUAUCGCUGUAAUGAUUGUCAUCAAGACUUUUGCAUCGAUUGUGACGUUUUCAUCCACGAAAUUCUUCAUAACUGUCCCGGUUGUGAGUCUCAGCCCGAUAUUUGA
Molecule: messenger RNA, 1416 nt
Organism: Lachancea nothofagi CBS 11611
Lineage: Eukaryota; Fungi; Ascomycota; Saccharomycetes; Saccharomycetales; Saccharomycetaceae
Source: the annotation of a GenBank genome assembly